AUGUAUUUAUCUGGGUUUAACCGAUUAUUUAUUUGUAGAUGCCGAUCUCUCCGCACCCCAGGAAAUAUUUUGGUAGCCAACCUGGCCCUCAGUGACUUCAUAAUGCUGGCAAAAACGCCAAUAUUUAUUUUUAACUCAUUCAAUCUCGGACCAGCGUUGGGAAAAACAGGUUGUGUGUUCUACGGUUUCGUUGGAGGUUUAAGCGGAACAACAUCAAUUGCUACUCUGACAGCGAUUGCUCUGGACCGAUACUGGGCUGUUGUCUACCCCUUACAGCCCCUUCGAGCCCUCACUGCCAUUCGAGCCCGCCUUUUCGCAAUAGGCGCCUGGAUCUACGCAGCCAUUUUCUCAAUAAUCCCAGCUUUAGAUAUCGGUUACGGCCACUACGUUCCAGAAGGCUUCCUCACCAGCUGCAGCUUCGAUUAUCUCACAGAUGAACUGCCCCCACGCUACUUCAUCUUUGUAUUCUUCUGCGCUGCCUGGUUCUUCCCCCUUUGCAUCAUCUGCUUUUGCUACACCAGGAUCCUGCGUAUCGUUGUUGGAACCAGAAAUAUGAAUAACAAGAAUCAAGCAGAGAAGAUGUCUUCGAGACAUGUUAAGGAACAAACCAAACGGAAGGCGGAAAUUAAAUUAGCAGGUCUAGUCAUAGCGGUGAUAGCUCUCUUCUUUAUAUCUUGGACACCAUAUGCAAUAGUAACGCUGCUUGGUAUAUUUGGUCAGAAAGACGUCAUAACUCCAGGUGUAUCCAUGAUACCAGCGCUGUUCUGCAAAACUGCAGCAUGUAUUGACCCAUUUAUUUAUAUCAUCACACAUCCCAAAUUUCGGAAGGAGCUACAGAAGAUGCUAUUUAAAGAUAAAUCACGAAGAAUGACGGGGACAUUUAAGAGUGUUGCCUACUCCAUGGAAACGACCAAGGUGAACAGAAUUAGCAGAGAUUUGAGUGACACGGACGUAGAAGUAAUCGAGAUGAAAGACAUUCCAUAUCAUAAUGAUGCUAAUGGCGAUCACAUUAAAACGGUAUCAUCCAAAGUAUCGAAGAGGCAAGAUUCACAAAAAUCUGAAGGAGGUGUGAGUAUGAAAAGCAUUGAAGCAGGCGUAGUGAGCCCUCCCUCUUGGUACACCAAGCCGCAGUUUUCAAGAGCGAAAAGUUUCAGUCGUAUUUCGAAUAAAAGUUCGUGUUAA
This is a messenger RNA of Pieris macdunnoughi, 1182 nucleotides long. Lineage: Eukaryota; Metazoa; Arthropoda; Insecta; Lepidoptera; Pieridae. The record is from the annotation of a GenBank genome assembly.